AUGAUUGCCCUCCGCGCCAUCCUACUCCUGGCAGCCCUGCUCUCCGUCCACAUCGCCACCGCUCGAGCCAUCAACCCAACCGAAUCGCAGUCCAACGCCAAGAGAUUCGGCGUAGGCAUUCCUGUAGGCGACGAUGCAGUCGCAGUUGGCCAAACUCCCAAUCAGGGGAGCAGCGAGGUGCACCGUCGUUUUUCCUUUAGCAACGGAGGCGCGCGACUUCCUGGCAAUGUCAAGACAGGUGGUGACCAAAUUGGUAUCGCUGGACGUGGUGAGAAGCCCGCACGACGAUUCUCCCUAGGUGGACUGACGGGUAAGACGCACAUCCCCGUCGAGAUUGGUAUUGCCGAUCGGGACACUGCAGAGCAGCCUGGAGCUGAGCGCCGCGUCUUUGUCAGUGCCUCUCAGGACGACUUCUGGCACGGUGCCGUUGCGGACGGACACUCAGGUUCUGGAAAAGUGCACAAGGAGGGGCUCUUCUCUUUCGCCGGAGUCGGCGCUGGUGUAGGCAUCGCAAGCACUUCAAUCGAGCGUGCUCACCUCGAGGUAGAGGAGGAAGGCAGUGUGGAGCAGGAGAAGCGCUUCUCCUUUUCUGGAGGUGGAUCUAGAGUGGGCAUUGCUGGUGCGGCAGAGGAGAAUGAGAAGCGAUUCUCUUUUGCUGGGAUGGGCGGACGAGUGGGUAUUGCAGGUAUUGCCGAGAAGCGUGCUGCUGCUGCUGCUGCUGCUGCCGAGGAUGCAAGCGCAAAACGUGCUGCUGCACCUCAUCCACUGAACUAG
Microstroma glucosiphilum is the source of this 774-nucleotide messenger RNA. RefSeq lists its product as hypothetical. Lineage: Eukaryota; Fungi; Basidiomycota; Exobasidiomycetes; Microstromatales; Microstromataceae. Bases 1 to 774 code for a protein of 257 amino acids. The record is from RefSeq and is a predicted model, not a curated record. The transcript has a single exon.